Pungitius pungitius (ninespine stickleback) is the source of this 7237-nucleotide messenger RNA. It is a transcript of the gene myh6, whose product is annotated as myosin, heavy chain 6, cardiac muscle, alpha. Lineage: Eukaryota; Metazoa; Chordata; Actinopteri; Perciformes; Gasterosteidae. Gene Ontology annotation, cellular component: myosin filament; myosin II complex; cytoplasm. The record is from RefSeq and is a predicted model, not a curated record. The coding region runs from base 1 to 5799 and encodes 1932 amino acids. The transcript has 2 exons. Gene Ontology annotation, molecular function: ATP binding; actin filament binding; microfilament motor activity.
AUGGGUGACGCUCUGAUGGCCGAGUUUGGGAAGGCCGCUCCUUUCCUGAGAAAGUCUGACAAGGAGCGCCUAGAAGCGCAGACCCGAGCCUUCGACAUCAAGACCCAAUGCUUCGUGGUGGACGACAAGGUAGAAUACAUGAAGGGACAGAUUCAGAGCAAAGAUGGUGGGAUGGUGACGGUCAGUAAGGAGGAUGGAACAACAGCGACCGUGAAGGAGGUGGACGUCCACCCCCAGAACCCGCCCAAGUUUGAUAAAAUUGAAGACAUGGCGAUGUUCACCUUCCUUCAUGAACCUGCUGUGCUGUUCAACCUUAAGGAGCGCUACGCCGCCUGGAUGAUCUACACCUACUCUGGGCUUUUCUGCGUCACCGUCAACCCUUACAAGAUGCUCCCCGUCUACGAUGCAGAGGUGGUGGCAGCAUACAGGGGGAAGAAAAGGACCGAGGCUCCCCCUCACAUCUUCUCCAUCUCCGACAAUGCCUACCAGUACAUGUUGACCGACCGGGAGAACCAGUCUGUCCUCAUCACCGGAGAAUCCGGAGCUGGGAAAACUGUGAACACCAAGAGAGUCAUCCAGUACUUUGCCAGCAUCGCUGCAGUCGGCGGGGGAAAACGCGACACUAGCAAAGGGACGCUGGAGGACCAGAUUAUCCAGGCCAACCCGGCACUGGAGGCCUUUGGAAAUGCCAAAACCCUGAGGAAUGACAACUCAUCUCGUUUUGGGAAAUUCAUCCGAAUUCAUUUUGGUACAAGCGGGAAGCUGUCAUCUGCCGAUAUUGAGACUUACCUGCUGGAAAAGUCCCGGUGCACCUUUCAGCUCAAGGCUGAGAGGAACUACCACAUCUUCUACCAGAUCCUGUCCAAUCAGAAGCCAGAGCUGCUGGACAUGCUACUGAUUACCAACAACCCUUACGACUACUCCUACAUCUCCCAGGGAGAGGUGACAGUGGCCUCCAUCAAUGACUCGGAGGAGCUGCUAGCCACCGACAGCGCCUUUGACGUGCUGGGCUUCACUCCGGAGGAGAAGAUGGGCGUCUAUAAACUCACUGGGGCUAUCAUGCACUACGGCAACAUGAGGUUCAAACAAAAGCAGCGCGAGGAGCAGGCUGAGCCGGACGGGACGGAGGCUGCUGAUAAAACAGCCUACCUGAUGGGGCUGAACUCUGCCGACCUCAUCAAGGGGUUGUGUCAUCCCAGGGUGAAGGUUGGGAAUGAAUACGUAACCAAAGGUCAAAGUGUGGACCAAGUCUACUACUCCCUCGGUGCCCUUGCUAAGUCGGUCUAUGAAAAGAUGUUCAACUGGAUGGUGGUGAGGAUCAACCACUCGCUGGACACCAAGCAGCAUCGUCAGUACUUUAUAGGAGUACUGGAUAUUGCUGGGUUCGAGAUCUUUGACUACAACACUUUCGAGCAACUGUGCAUCAACUACACUAACGAGAAACUGCAACAGUUUUUCAACCAUCACAUGUUUGUUCUGGAGCAAGAAGAGUACAAGAAAGAAGGCAUUGACUGGGAGUUCAUUGACUUUGGGAUGGAUCUACAAGCGUGCAUUGACCUCAUUGACAAGCCGCUGGGAAUCAUGUCAAUUCUGGAGGAGGAAUGCAUGUUUCCCAAAGCCAGUGAUCAGACUUUCAAGUCCAAGCUGUACGACAAUCAUCUGGGAAAGAACAAGAUGUUUGAGAAGCCUAGGGCUGCGAAGGGGAAAGCAGAGGCCCAUUUUGCCCUGGUUCACUACGCUGGCACGGUGGAUUACAACAUCACCAAUUGGUUGGUCAAAAACAAAGAUCCCCUGAAUGAAACUGUGGUCGGCCUUUACCAGAAAUCCUCUCUGAAGCUGCUCAGUGUGCUGUUUUCCAGCUAUUCAGGAACUGACAGCGACAAGGCAAGCGGCAAAGGAGCCAAAAAGAAAGGUUCCUCAUUCCAGACUGUGUCAGCGCUUCACAGGGAAAACCUGAACAAGCUGAUGAACAACCUGAAGACCACACACCCACACUUUGUCCGCUGUCUUAUUCCCAAUGAGAAAAAAAUUCCGGGGGUGAUGGAUAACUGCCUGGUGAUGCACCAGCUGCGCUGCAAUGGCGUCUUGGAAGGCAUCAGGAUCUGCAGGAAGGGUUUCCCCAACAGGGUGCUCUAUGGCGACUUCAAACAGCGAUACAGGAUCCUGAAUGCCUCUGCCAUCCCUGAGGGCCAGUUCAUUGAUUGCAAGAAGAGCGCAGAGAAGCUGCUGGGAUCCCUAGACAUCGACCACACUCAGUAUCGCUUCGGUCACACCAAGGUCUUCUUUAAAGCCGGCCUGCUGGGCACUCUGGAGGAGAUGCGUGAUGAGCAACUCUCCCGAAUUAUCACCAGGAUUCAGGCCAAUGCCCGGGCAAUCCUCAUGAGGGAAGAAUUUGCAAAGCUAAUGGAACGCAGAGAUGCCCUGAUGGUAAUUCAGUGGAAUCUUCGCUCCUUUCUGGGUGUAAAAAACUGGCCCUGGAUGAAACUAUUCUUCAAGAUCAAACCACUGCUGAAGAGUGCCGAGUCUGAGAAGGAGAUGGCCAACAUGAAGGAUGAGUUCAGCAAGUUGAAAGAAGCUCUGGAGAAAUCAGAAACAAGACGUAAGGAACUUGAGGAGAAAAUAGUGACUCUUCUUCAAGAGAAGAAUGAUCUGACUCUACAUAUUCAGUCUGAACAAGAUACACUGACGGAUGCUGAAGAACGCUGCGAACAGCUUAUCAAGAGCAAAAUUCAACUGGAUGCAAAACUGAAAGAGAUGAUCGAGAGGCUGGAAGAUGAAGAGGAACUGAAUGCAGAUCUCACAGCAAAGAAACGGAAGCUUGAAGAUGAAUCCUCCGAGCUGAAAAAGGACAUAGAUGAUCUGGAGCUGACUUUGGCAAAAGUGGAGAAAGAGAAACACGCCAUAGAGAAUAAAGUGAAAAACCUGAUGGAAGAGAUGGCUUCCCAGGACGAAAACAUCAUGAAGCUAACAAAAGAGAAGAAGGCGCUGCAAGAGGCUCACCAGCAGACACUUGAUGACCUUCAAAGUGAAGAAGACAAAGCCAAUAGUUUAACCAAAGCCAAAGUUAAGUUGGAGCAGCAGGUGGACGAUCAGGAGGCCUCUUUGGAGCAAGAGAAGAAACUCAGGAUGGAACUUGAACGCUCAAAGAGGAAGUUUGAAGGAGACCUAAAACUGACUCAAGAGAGCUUGAUGGACUUAGAAAACGACAAGCUGCAGCUGGAGGAAAAACUAAAAAAAAAAGACUUUGAGAUGGUCCAGAUAACUUCAAGACUAGAUGACGAGCAGGUUGCUUCAGUUCAGCUCCAGAAGAAGCUGAAGGAAAACCAGGCGAGAAUUGAGGAGCUGGAAGAGGAGCUAGAUGCUGAGCGAGCAGCCCGUGCCAAAGUCGAGAAGCAGCGGUCUGAUCUUUCCCGUGAGCUGGAGGACAUCAGCGAGCGCCUGGAGGAGGCAGGCGGAGCAACGUCGGCGCAGGUGGAGAUGAACAAAAAGAGAGAUGCUGAGUUCCAGAAGCUGCGUAGGGAUCUGGAGGAAUCCACGCUCCAACACGAGGCCACUGCGGCCUCCCUGAGGAAGAAGCACGCCGACAGCGUGGCCGAGCUAGGGGAGCAGAUCGACAACCUGCAGCGAGUGAAGCAGAAGCUGGAGAAGGAGAAGAGUGAGUUGAAGCUGGAGAUAGAUGACUUGUCUUCCAACAUGGAGAGCGUGGUGAAAGCUAAGUCCAACAUUGAGAAGAUGUGCCGAACUAUGGAGGACAACAUGAAUGAGUACAAGAGCAAAUGUGAAGAGUGUCAGCGGGCCGUCAACGACCUGACGACCCAAAGAGCCAAGCUGCUUACUGAGAACAGAGAGUUUGGCCGUCAGUUGGAGGAAAAGGAGAGUCUGAUUUCACAGCUGACCAGAGGGAAGAGCUCAUACAACCAGCAGGUAGAAGAUCUACGUAGACAGCUGGAAGAAGAAGUCAAAGCAAAAAACGCCCUCGCCCACGCGGUGCAAUCUGCUCGUCACGACUGUGAUCUGCUCCGAGAGCAGUUUGAAGAGGAGCAGGAAGCCAAGGCCGAGCUGCAGAGAGUUCUGUCCAAGUCCAACACAGAGGUCUCAGCAUGGAGAACAAAGUAUGAAACAGAUGGAAUCCAGCGAACAGAGGAACUGGAGGAGGCAAAGAAGAAGCUGGUUCAAAGACUGCAGGAGGCAGAGGAGGCCAUCGAGGCUGUGAACGCAAAGUGUUCGUCCCUCGAGAAGACCAAGCACCGCCUACAAAAUGAAAUCGAAGACCUGAUGCUGGACCUAGAGAAAUCCAAUGCUGCGUCUGCAGUCCUGGACAAGAAACAAAGAGCCUUUGACAAAGUCAUGGCAGAGUGGAAGCAAAAGUUUGAGGAGUCUCAGUGCGAACUGGAGGCAUCUCAGAAGGAGUCUCGGUCUCUGAGCACCGAACUCUUCAAACUGAGGAAUGCCUACGAGGAGUCUCUGGAUCAACUAGAGACAAUAAAGAGGGAGAACAAGAACCUCCAGGAGGAGAUUUCGGACCUCUCCGAGCAGUUGGGGGAGGGCGGCAAGAGUGCUCAUGAACUGGAGAAGAUUCGAAAGCAGCUAGAGCAGGAAAAGGCAGAGCUCCAGUCAGCUCUCGAGGAGGCGGAAGCUUCUUUGGAGCAUGAAGAGAGCAAGAUCCUCCGAGCCCAGCUGGAGUUUAACCAGGUUAAGGCCGACAUGGACCGUAAGGUGGCUGAGAGAGAUGAAGAAAUGGAGCAGGCCAAGAGAAACUACCAACGGACUCUGGAGUCGCUUCAGUCCUCUCUGGAGUCGGAAACAAGGAGCCGCAAUGAGGCCCUAAGGGUCAAGAAGAAGAUGGAGGGCGAUCUCAACGAAAUGGAGAUCCAGCUCAGCCAAGCCAACAGGCAGGCGGCCGACGCCUCGAAACAGUUGAAGAGCCUUCAGGCCUUCCUGAAAGACUCUCAGCUGCAGCUGGACGACGUGCAGCACGUGAACGACGACCUGAAGGAGAAUAUUGCUCUUCUGGAACGCAGGAACAACCUGAUCCAGGCUGAGCUCGAGGACCUGAGGGCCGCCCUUGAGCAAACGGAAAGAAGUCGCAAGCUGGCCGAACAGGAGCUAACCGACGCUGCAGAGCGCAUGCAGCUGCUCCACUCCCAGAACACCAGCCUUAUCAACCAGAAGAAGAAGCAUGAGGCGGACCUCUCACACAUGCAGGGUGAGAUGGAGGAUGCCUUGCAGGAGAACCGCAACGCUGAGGAGAAGGCCAAGAAGGCCAUCACAGAUGCGGCCAUGAUGGCGGAGGAGCUAAAGAAAGAGCAGGACACAAGCUCCCAUCUGGAGCGCAUGAAAAAGAACAUGGAGCAGACCAUCAAAGACUUGCAGCACCGUCUGGACGAGGCCGAGCAGAUCGCCAUGAAGGGUGGCAAGAAGCAGCUCCAGAAACUGGAGGCUCGCAUCAAGGAGCUAGAGAACGAGCUGGAGGCGGAGCAGAGGAUGGGAACCGAGUCCACCAAGGGGGUUCGCAAAUACGAGCGGCGCCUUAAGGAGCUCACUUACCAGACCGAGGAAGACCGCAAAAAUGUGGCCCGCCUCCAGGACCUGGUGGACAAGCUGCAGCUGAAGGUUAAGUCCUACAAACACGCGGCUGAGGAGGCGGAGGAGGGAGCAAACGCCAACAUGGCCAAAGUACGCAAGCUGCAGCACGAGCUGGAGGAGGCUGAGGAGAGGGCCGACAUUGCAGAGUCGCAGGUCAAUAAGCUGAGGGCCAGGACCAGAGACGGGUCCUCCAAGAAGAGCCUGGACGACUAAGGAGUUCCCAGAAGGCGGUUACAGGAGUUCCUGCACCAUGUGACCGGAGUUAUUGAAGAGGACCCAGAGACAACACAAGUUUAUACAAGGAAUACUCUUUAUUCUUUAUUAUCCUUUAGAGAAUAGUUAGUGAACUUCACUUUCUGAAUUUGUGAUUCUACUUUUAGAAACAAUCAGUUUAACUCUGAUUAUUAAUGAGGUUCAGAAACUUGAAAGAGUAAGUUAAGUUAUGAAACAUCAAACACACUAGUGGUCCUUCAGAUCUUCAUUAACUGGAUCAACAGAUUGAUUAAUUGAUUGAUGUUAGUAAGGGUAUGUAUAAGAAACUUUAUUAAAAGGAUCUAUGACAGUAAACCAUCUUUUGAAGAACUCAGUGUGUCAUUCUGUCGUUUACAAAUAAACGUCAUUCUGCAGGAAAUUCAGUUUGUAUUGAUUCUUAACGCAGUAAAAGUUAAGCAUCGUCUCCCCCGAAACGAGGUCAGGUUUUAGGAAAACAAAAAGCACUAAGCUGAGAACAGUUUGUAACAUACCGUUUGUUUUAAAAAUCGAUGAUAGUUAUUUAUUACAUUUAAUAAUCCUGAAUAAGUGGAUGAAAGAAAUGUAUGACCAUCACAUAAACACAUCCAUAAGAAGGUUGACAUUACAAACAUUCAGGAUUGUAUUCAAAAGGGUGAAAAUAAAACAGCAUCAAAUAGCCUUAUCGUAAUCAAACGUCAAGCUUUUAUUCUGAAGAGGUGAUUUGGGAGCUUCCGGUCCGUAUUGAACUCGGUGGACUUCACUCUGCAGGUCUAUAAACCGCUGAUCAGAUGACUCCAGGUGACGGGCACCUGGGGGAGGACUCGUUCCAGGGUCCGGCUCACCUGGACCCCGGGUCCGGCUCAGCGGCCGCUUUACACUGGGAAGCGGAAACGAGGUUGUGUGACCGGAAGUGGGUCCGACCGGUCACCAGACCAUAGAUAUAUAUAAACAUAGAUAUAAAUGCCAAACGUCUCGUCCUCACGUGGCGGCCAUAUUGGUACAGUCAGCUCGCUCAACAUUGUGUUGGUACUUUAAAUAAUAACUUUUUUCAGGACAUUUUCAACCGAUUUUCAAACCGUUUGGUUUGUUACAAACGUCAGAGACUGGUGACCCUUUCAAAAUAAAAUGUGACAUCUAAUUGUAACCUGAGGUGUCUUCUGGCUGAAAUGAUGAACUGGUCUAACUACGACCAGAACCAGGUUUCCCCAUUAUCCAUAUUAUGGACUUAUGUCCCAUUUGGAACCCGGACCACCUCGACAGGGACACAAGAACUCCAACUUACUACCUUUUCCACUCCACUGUACAUACUUUUAUAUCACUAAAUAUACUCACAUAAAGAUGCUCUGGAGUCGGCCCCCCUUUCCAGAACCAGUGACGCUUGAGGGACAAUUGGCUGAAAAGCCCUCGUACACGGCGCUCA